Messenger RNA from Camelina sativa (false flax), 543 nucleotides. RefSeq lists its product as uncharacterized. The record is from RefSeq and is a predicted model, not a curated record. Lineage: Eukaryota; Viridiplantae; Streptophyta; Magnoliopsida; Brassicales; Brassicaceae.
AUGCCACGUGUCAGAAGGUCACUGAGACAGCAUUGUUGGCAGACAAAAUUUUUUGUGAACCAACGUCCGUAUAAUAUGGCAUACUACCUAGCCGACGGUAUCUAUCCUUCUUAUCCAACCUUCGUUAAAUCAAUUCGACUUCCUCAGAGUGAACCAGACAAGUUAUUUGCACAUCAUCAAGAAGGAUGUCGGAAGGACAUCGAGCGUGCAUUUGGAGUCUUACAAGCUCGAUUUAAAAUCAUUCGCGAACCAGCUCGCAUGUGGGACAUAAACGAUUUGGCUAUCAUCAUGCGAUCAUGUAUCAUAUUGCAUAAUAUGACUGUUGAAGAUGAACGAGAUACAUAUGCUCAACAUUGGACUGAUUAUGAUCAAUCUGAGGCAAGUGGUUCUAGUACACCACAACCAUUCUUGACCGAGGUGUUACCUGCAUUUGAAAAUCAUGUGCGAGCUAGAUCUGAGUUACGUGAUUCAAGUGAGCAUCAUGAAUUGCAAGCAGAUCUAGGCAAACACAUCUGGGCAAAAUUUGGAAUGUUCCGAGAUUAA